Drosophila miranda is the source of this 626-nucleotide messenger RNA. Its product is annotated as myosin heavy chain, non-muscle-like. The record is from RefSeq and is a predicted model, not a curated record. The coding region runs from base 254 to 448 and encodes 64 amino acids. The transcript is spliced from 2 exons. Lineage: Eukaryota; Metazoa; Arthropoda; Insecta; Diptera; Drosophilidae.
UAAAAAGCGCGCGUCUCGAGAUAAAUGCGAAAAAUAUUGUAUCUCAAUGGCCGCGGUGUUUCCGAUGUGAAAAUUAAACGAAACCGUAUUCAUUAUUUUGUGUUUGUUCUGCUCAACAGAAAAGUGUGUAUUAAAAAACCUCAAUAGCACCCACAUUACGACGAGAAAACUCAAACGACAAAACCAUAGUUGAAUUGAGUGAGAAUAAUAUAUAUAUAUAUAUAGAGAGAGAGAGAGUAAAUACACCGCUACAAUGUCGGAAGAAGUAGAUCGCAACGAUCCCGAGCUGAAAUACCUUUCGGUGGAACAGAACCAAUACAAUGAUCCGGCCACACAGGCGGAAUGGACACAGAAGCGCCUGGUCUGGGUGCCCCACGAGAAUCAAGGUAUGCAUUGUUGCUUGCAUUUUUCCGCAACAUGGAACGCGAUUAUUGCUUUCCGCCAAUGAAAAUUAUGGCAGGAAACGGCUGCGACAGAAUGUCAGGAUGCGUCGUGUUAAUAUUCCCCAAUAAUUGGUAAUAUUCACCCUAAGUCGAUGUCCAAAUAUAGUAAUUUAAGAACAUAAUUUAAAAGUAUGGAAUGGGACUCAUUGUUGUCAACCGGUUAUUACCGAUUCAAAUAAAUAC